Molecule: messenger RNA, 2066 nt
Organism: Hibiscus syriacus
Lineage: Eukaryota; Viridiplantae; Streptophyta; Magnoliopsida; Malvales; Malvaceae
Product: protein NRT1/ PTR FAMILY 5.6-like
Exons: 4
Coding region: 118-1890 (590 amino acids)
Biological process (GO): transmembrane transport; dipeptide transport
Cellular component (GO): membrane
Molecular function (GO): dipeptide transmembrane transporter activity; tripeptide transmembrane transporter activity
Source: RefSeq, a predicted model, not a curated record
UCCUCUCCUUCACUAGAAACAAUCAGACAAACAUAAACAUAGUAUCAUUUGGAAAUUUCUAUAUAUAUUAUUGCUUUGCUUUUACUUUUUCUUUGGCUAGAGUCGAGGAAGUUGAUAAUGGAUCAGAGAAAAGGAAAAGAGAUGAGAGAUAUUGCAGUUCGUGAUGAUGAAGAGAAAUGGGUUUAUGAUUCUUCUGUUGAUCAUAAAGGAAGACUCCCACUCCGAACUUCUACUGGUGCUUGGAAAGCUUCCCUAUUUAUCAUCACAAUCGAGUUCAGUGAGAGGCUGACUUACUUUGGGAUAGCAACCAGUUUAAUCAUUUACCUCACCAAAGUGAUUCACCAAGAUCUCAAAACAGCGGCCAGGAGCGUCAACUACUGGGCUGGGGUCACAACGUUGAUGCCACUCUUUGGUGGCUUCAUUGCUGAUGCUUACUUGGGCCGGUUUUAUACGGUUCUUUCCUCUUCCGUCGUCUACCUGCUGGGUUUGGUUCUCUUGACAAUGUCCUGGUUUGUACCGAGCUUAAAGGCAUGCGAUGGUGAUGUGUGUGCUGAGCCGAGGAAGGCUCAUGAAGUGGCCUUCUUCCUUGCCAUAUACUUGAUCUCCAUCGGGACCGGUGGCCAUAAACCUUCAUUGGAAAGCUUUGGAGCUGACCAGUUCGACGACCAUCACCCCGAAGAGAGAAAGAAGAAGAUGUCCUUCUUCAACUGGUGGAACUCUGGUCUCUGCUUCGGACUCUUAUUGGGGGUCACUGUCAUUGUUUACGUUCAAGACCAUAUCAAUUGGGGCACUGCGGAUAUUUUUCUGACCAUAGUGAUGGCAUCGUCUCUGUUAAUCUUCAUCAUCGGAAGGCCGUAUUAUCGUUAUAGGAAGGCAGCAGGAAGCCCCUUAACACCUAUGUUGCAGGUUCUCGUAGCUGCCAUUUCUAAAAGAAAACUGUCUUACCCUUCCAAUCCUGCAGAAUUGUAUGAAAUUCCCAAGUCACAGAUGACACAGGGGAGGAUUUUGUGCCACACUGAGAAACUGAAGUUCCUUGACAGAGCUGCCAUUGUUGAGAACAAGGAAAAUUCGUUUGAGAAACAGGAUCCUUGGAGACUUGCAACGGUGACCAAGGUUGAGGAGAUGAAGCUUGUUAUCAACAUGAUUCCCAUAUGGUUGACAACUUUGCCGUUUGGAAUCUGUGUAGCCCAAGCUGCCACAUUCUUCAUCAAACAAGGUGUCAUUAUGAACCGCAAGAUGGGCGAUUUCGUGAUCCCACCGGCCUCAAUCUAUUCUCUAGCUGCCAUUGGAAUGAUAAUAUCGGUAACUAUAUAUGACAAGGUCCUCGUACCGGUAUUAAGGAAAGUGACCGGAAACGAACGAGGCAUCAAGAUUCUCCAGAGGAUUGGCAUUGGAAUGCUUUUCUCGGUCGCUACGAUGAUUGUUGCAGCACUGGUGGAGAAAAAGAGAUUAACUGCUGUUAAAAAUGACCCGGUUAAUGGCUCCCUCUCCAUGAGUGUAUUCUGGUUAGCACCACAAUUCAUCAUCAUCGGUGCAGGAGACGGGUUCGCCCUGGUCGGCUUACAAGAGUAUUUCUACGACCAGGUCCCUGAUUCCAUGAGGAGCUUAGGCAUUGCAUUCUACCUUAGCGUGAUCGGAGCUGCUAAUUUCCUUAGCAGCAUGCUAAUAACACUCGUCGAUCACGUCACCGAGAAAGGAGGGGAAAGCUGGUUCGGCAAAGACUUGAAUAGCAGCCGCUUAGACAAUUUUUACUGGUUAUUGGCAAUCAUGACGAUGGGGAAUUUGUUCGUCUUCGUCUUCGUGGCGAAUUGGUACACUUACAAGAAUGUCCAGAGGGUGGCUGUAGCAAAUUGCAAUGAAGAUGAAGAUGGUGCUGGAUCGAUGGCUUGACUUCUAUAACUCAUUGGUCUUCACAUAAAUAAAAAUAGUUGGUGCUUUUGUUUAGUGUUUCCUAGUCUUCAAUUAAAGCAAGUUAUGAGAUUGUAGCAUAUUAGUAAAGCUGAAUCUGUUGCUUCUAUCUGCGUCUUAUAUGUUCCUAUUAGUAUAUCACCUUGCAUCCAUGAAGU